Aspergillus fumigatus Af293 is the source of this 969-nucleotide messenger RNA. Its product is annotated as FAD binding domain protein. The transcript has 3 exons. The record is from RefSeq and is a predicted model, not a curated record. Gene Ontology annotation, molecular function: FAD binding. NCBI's taxonomy places the organism in Eukaryota, Fungi, Ascomycota, Eurotiomycetes, Eurotiales, Aspergillaceae. The coding region runs from base 1 to 969 and encodes 322 amino acids.
AUGCCCAAUCUCCCCAUACUCAUCGUCGGUGCAGGGAUCAGCGGUCUGACCCUCGCCCAGUAUCUGCAAAAAUCAGGGGUCCCAUUCCUGAUUUUCGAGCGGGAUUCCUCGAUUGAUAUCCGAAGCGGGGGAUGGGGUCUGACGCUGCAUUGGGGACUGCCGAUCCUGCGGGACAUGCUGCCCGACCAUAUCGUCGCACGGUUGCCCGAAUGCUCUGUGAACAAGGAAGCUUCCGAGAAUGGCGACGUCGGUCGGUUCCCGUUCUUUGACCUGAGUUCCGGAUCGGCGCUGUUCGAGGUCCCCGCUGCGGAAAGGGUGCGGGUGAACAGGGGCAGAUUGAGGGAGUUGUUGGCGUCGGGGAUUGACGUCAAGUGGUCGAAAACAGUGGUGGAUGUCACAUCGACGGAGGAGAACGUCACAGCGCACUUUGAAGAUGGCACUUCCUACACUGGGAGUCUCCUCGUUGCCUGUGAUGGCGCCAAUUCUCGCAUCCGUAAAAUGACAUACCCCGACUCGUAUCAGAUGAAUCCACUGCCCGUCCAGCUUCUCGGAGUGACAGUCCGCUAUUCGCCCGAGCAGGCCGCCUGUUUCCGGGCGAUGGACCCGUAUAUCCUCCAAGGAGCCCAUCCCGAAUCGAACGUCUUCUUAUUCUUCAGCUUCCUCGACACCCCGAACAACUUUGACGACAGCACAGAUGCGUACCUCUGUCAGAUCAUCGUCUCAUGGUCCGACAGUAAAAACAUUCCGCUCCCGUCCGAUAAUGCUGGCCGGAUUGCAUUGAUGAAAGAGCUGACAGCCAACUGGGUCGAGCCGUUCCGAUCGCUCGUCCACAACCUCCCUGAUGAUUCAGAGGCACGCUCAAUCCGCAUCCAGGACUGGAUCUUUACCCCUGGAGAGAGGCCUCAUCCCCGCGUGGUGAUGAUGGGCGAUUCCGCGCAUACUAUGACCAUGUGUAAGAUGGCCCAUUAA